CCACCAACACCAAGCCCUUUUCACUUUUCUUAAAAAGCAAGGAACCUGAAACCAACAAAAAAUGGGGGAGACAGAUCUAGCUACUGGUCUCACCAGUUCCAAUCUCCAAAUGAAAGCAGAGUGUUCUUAGAGAGUAGAGAUGCUGAAGCAAGAGGAGGAAUCGUUGAUCCAUUACCUGAAGAAGGAACUUGAAGCAUCUCUUCUUAGAACUGAUCUGUUGGAGAAACACAAUCAAGAACUGAGGCAAGAGGUUCUCCAUCUCAAGUCACAGAUCACAGCCCUCAAAGCUCAUGAGAAUGAGAGGAAAUCGAUGCUUUGGAAGAAGCUGCAGAGCUUCAAUGAAGUGACCAAGAACGACGUCUCUCAGCAGAAACAGCAACAACAGCAACACCAACACUAUCUUAAAGCAACAGCUGAGGGUAAAGAACCACAGUUGAAUUCAAGACCAAACCCACCAAUAUCAAGGCCUGCUUCCACUGCGUCGCCUUUACACGGGGAAGUUAAAGGGACUAAGCUACUGCCACCACCAGGUCCACCACCUCCUCCACCACUGCCAUCAACAACAUUAGUCAGUUUAAAGUCUAUUCGUCGUGUGCCAGAAGUUAUCGAGUUUUAUCGUAUGAUCACCAAGAAGGAUAUGCACAUUGAUACAAAGAAGAACCAUUCCACCACAUCACCACUUGCAUUCACGCCAGACAUGAUAGGAGAGAUCGAGAAUCGCUCUAGUUAUCUAUCUGCGAUAAAGUCGGAUGUAGAGAAGCAGAAGCAACUCAUAACCUCAUUGAUAAAACAAGUGGAGUCUGCAGCUUUCAAAGAGGUAUCAGAAGUAGAGGGUUUCAUGAAAUGGCUGGAUGACCAACUGUCGUUGCUUGUCGAUGAGAGGGCAGUGCUGAAGCAUUUCCCACAGUGGCCUGAACAGAAAGUUGAUGCCUUGAGAGAAGCUGCUUCCAACUACCAGAACCUGAGGAACCUUGAGUCUGAAGUUUUGUCGUUCGAGGACAAUCCAAAGGAGCCAUUGAUCAAGGCUCUAGCAAAGAUGCAAGCUUUGCAAGACAGGUUGGAAAAAAGUGUUAAUGGUAUGGAGAGGAAUAAAGAGAGUAUGAUGAAGAGAUACAAGAACUUCCAGAUCCCCUGGAACUGGCUACUUAGCACUGGAUUCCUUGGACAGGUGAAAUUGAGUUCUUUGAAGAUAUCAAGAGAGUACAUGAAGAGGAUUGCUAUAGAAAUGAAGUUGAAUCAGAGCUCAGAGGACAUCAAUCUGCUUCAUCAAGGUGCUAGAUUGGCAUAUAGAGUGCACCAGUUUGCAGGUGGAUUUGACACAGAAACCAUAAAUGCAUUUCAGGAGCUUAAGAAGGCAGCCAUGAAUGGCCAAUGAUAAACUAUUGUACUCUUUAAUUUAUUCACCGACAGAGCUAGGCAUAUAAAAAUGAAACCUUCCUGUGCACCGUUCAUCCAAUGUCCAUCGCCGGCGACAACUUUCCGAAUCCGGCGACACGUACUCCACCGGGCCUGGACUGCUUCCCAGGUUCCUCACUGUUUAAGCCCAAACAACCGGACUCGCCUGACUAAUGGGCCGGCGGCAUAUUAGCCCAAAACUUAAAAAUGUCAUUUGUGACUGUGAGCUAGUUUUCAUUCUCUUGGGCCCAAUCGUAAAUUUAACUUAAGAAACGGUAAAAAGCGAAGACGAAUAAAGAGCUGCCGAG
Molecule: messenger RNA, 1703 nt
Organism: Linum tenue
Lineage: Eukaryota; Viridiplantae; Streptophyta; Magnoliopsida; Malpighiales; Linaceae
Source: the annotation of a GenBank genome assembly